This is a messenger RNA of Euleptes europaea (tarantolino), 1441 nucleotides long. RefSeq names its product N-acyl phosphatidylethanolamine phospholipase D (gene NAPEPLD). Gene Ontology annotation, molecular function: N-acylphosphatidylethanolamine-specific phospholipase D activity; zinc ion binding. Gene Ontology annotation, biological process: N-acylethanolamine metabolic process; N-acylphosphatidylethanolamine metabolic process. Bases 1 to 1413 code for a protein of 470 amino acids. The record is from RefSeq and is a predicted model, not a curated record. Gene Ontology annotation, cellular component: cytoplasm; membrane-bounded organelle. The transcript is spliced from 5 exons. NCBI's taxonomy places the organism in Eukaryota, Metazoa, Chordata, Lepidosauria, Squamata, Sphaerodactylidae.
AUGGUGAGGCGCUGGGCGUUGUGGAGCUGCUGUUUCGAGCUCUUGUCGCCGCCUUCAGUCGCCUGCGGGGGGCCGGCCAAGCAGCAGCAGCGGCGGCGCGGCGGUGGUUGGAGAGCCCGGCAGCAGCAGCAGCAGCAGCAGCAGCAGCAGGCGGAACAGCCACCCGGGCGGACUCGCAGCCCAGUCAUGGACGACGAGGAAGAAGAAACCCCCCAGGAGAGUUCUUCACUGAAAGAAAUGGAUGAAGAGCAGCAUUUGCCUGUUUGCAGUCAAUAUCCUAAAGAAGCUUUAAGGAAACGUCAGCAUUCAAGUCAAGGUUCCCGAGGCAGUGAUUCCUCUCGAGUAUCCCGGAAAAGCUUCCGACUGGAUUACAGGUUGGAGGAAGAUGUCACGAAAUCAAAGAGAGGUAAAGACGGGAGGUUUAUCAACCCUUGGCCAACAUGGAAAUCACCGUCUUUCCCUAAUAUUUUGAAGUGGUUUCUUACAGAGAAGGACAACAGCAAGGUUCCUUGUUCAAAGCAGGAACUUGACAGAGACCUUCCAGUGCUGCAUCCGUACUUUAUCCAAAACCCAGAGUUAGCUGGAAAGACUGGAGCUGGUAUGCGAGUCACAUGGCUGGGACAUGCCUCGUUAAUGGUCGAAAUGGAUGAACUUACAUUUCUGACUGACCCCAUCUUCAGCCUUCGGGCUUCUCCGGUCCAGUGCAUGGGUCCUAAGCGUUUCCGAGGACCUCCAUGCACAGUAGAUCAGCUCCCCAAGAUAGAUGCAGUGGUGAUCAGCCACACCCAUUAUGACCAUCUGGAUUACAAUACUGUGUUGAAUUUAAAUGUUCGUUUCGGAAGCGACUUGAGAUGGUUUGUGCCUUUGGGUCUCUUAGACUGGAUGCAGAAAUGUGGCUGUGAGAAUGUCAUUGAACUGGACUGGUGGGGAGAAAACUGUGUUCCUGGCCACGAUGCGGUCACAUUCGUUUUCACUCCUUCCCAGCACUGGUCCAAGAGGACUGCCACCGAUGACAACAAAGUUCUCUGGGGAAGCUGGUCAGUCUUGGGACCUUGGAAUAGGUUUUUCUUUGCAGGAGACACUGGCUAUUGUGUAGCAUUUGAAGAGAUAGGGAAAAGAUUUGGGCCUUUUGAUCUUGCUGCUAUUCCUAUUGGAGCAUACGAACCAAGGUGGUUUAUGAAAUACCAGCAUGUGGACCCUGAAGAAGCUGUACGGAUUCAUAUAGAUGUUCAGGCAAAGAAGUCUGUUGGAAUUCACUGGGGAACCUUUGCUUUAGCCAAUGAGUAUUACUUGGACCCUCCAGUUAAACUGAAGGAAGCUCUUGACAGAUAUGGGCUGAAAACUGAAGAUUUCUUUGUCUUAAAGCAUGGAGAAUCCCAAGACUUAAAUAUCAGUGAUGAUGGAUUUGAAUAAAAAUACCAACAUCAAACUGUUUCUUAUG